Messenger RNA from Candida albicans SC5314, 2280 nucleotides. RefSeq names its product Mef2p (gene MEF2). Gene Ontology annotation, molecular function: GTP binding; GTPase activity. Lineage: Eukaryota; Fungi; Ascomycota; Pichiomycetes; Serinales; Debaryomycetaceae. The record is from RefSeq and is a predicted model, not a curated record. Bases 1 to 2280 code for a protein of 759 amino acids. The transcript has a single exon. Gene Ontology annotation, cellular component: mitochondrion. Gene Ontology annotation, biological process: ribosome disassembly; mitochondrial translation.
AUGAUCUACUACAGUGGGAGAACCAAAAGAAUCGGAAAUGUGGAUGAAGGUGACACAGUAACAGAUUAUUUGCCUUCUGAGAGAGAAAGAGGAAUAACUAUUCAACUGGCGGCAAUUACCCUUCCAUGGAACCAACACAAAAUCAAUAUUAUUGACACCCCAGGACAUGCUGAUUUCACAUUUGAAGUCAUUAGAUCUUUGAGAGUACUAGAUGGGGCAGUUACUAUUCUAGAUGCAGUGGCUGGAGUAGAGGCACAGACAGAAAAAGUUUGGAAGCAAGCAAGCGCAUUAAACUUGCCAAAGGUUGUAUACGUCAACAAGAUGGAUCGCCCUGGUGCCGGUUUCAGCAGGACUGUGCAAGAAGUCAUUCAGAAAUUAGAAACAAGAGUUGUACUUUGUAACCUACCAUACUUUGAAACAAACAAAGAGAGUGAUUUGGAAUUCAAAGGGGUGAUUGAUGUGAUACAUCAAAAAUUGUUGAAAUGGAAUGAAACGGAUGCCAAUGGCAACGAAAUAUCAGUAGUAAAUAUUGAUGAAACAACACCAGAUUUGUUACAGAUUUUAGAAAAAUCCCGAGAAUCUAUGGUGGAGACACUUGGCGAGUAUGACGAAAGAAUUAUUGAUUCGUUUUUAGAGCAUGAUGAGAACUAUUUAAAGAUACCACCCAUGUUGUUGGACCAAGUGAUCAGAAAGGCCACGAUUGACAAUUAUUUGACGCCAGUUUUUUGUGGUGCAUCAUUCAGAAAUAUAGGUGUUCAGCCGCUAAUGGACGGAAUCACAAAAUACUUGCCAUCUCCAUUGGAAACAAGUUUACCACAGAUAACCAAGAACGGCAAAGACGUGACAAAGAAAGUUGAUGGUGAAAAGGGCCUCGUGGUUGCAAAUGAUAACAACUUGACUCUUGCAUUGGCAUUCAAAGUGAUGACACAUUCUACUCGUGGCCCAAUGACAUUUGUAAGAGUAUACAGUGGCAAACUUAACGCAGCAUCAAACUUGAUAAAUACAAGAACAGGCAAAAAGCUACUUAUAAGAAAGCUAUUGGUUAUGCAUGGGGACAGUCCAGAAGAAGUGAAGAGUAUUAGUGCUGGUAACAUAGGUGUCAUUCCCGGUUACGAGACUGAUUUUCAAACCGGAGACACUCUUGUGUCUAGUGCAGUGGCAAAACGGAACUUUACGGCAAAAGAUUCGGCUUAUAGGUUGUUGCCCAUCGAUAUCCCACCUCCUUUAUUUAAUGCUGCCAUUGAACCUCAUACGGCUGGAGAUGAGGCAUACAUGAAACAAUGUGUUGAAACACUCAUUCGUGAGGAUCCUUCAUUGAAAGUUCAUUUGGAUAAAGAGAUGGGACAAGUAGUGUUAAGUGGAAUGGGUGAAUUGCAUUUGGAUAUUGUCAGGGAAAGAUUGGUUAACGACAUGAAGGCAAAAGUAAACUUGAAGGAUGUCGUUGUAUCGUACAAAGAAUCAUUUGUUGGGAAAAGAGAAAAGGAGGCUGUUAUCACUAAUGAAGAAAUUGAAGUGGCCGUGACUUUAUCACAUAUUGAGGAUGCUAGAGAUUAUGUUGGCCAAGAAGGUGCAUUAGUGAUUGAAGAAGACAACAAUGUCAUACUAUUGAGUGAGACUGCGCUGUCCGAACACGUACGAGCCACUAUUGAUGAAAGAAGGUGGAAGUGUGAGAAUAAUCUAGAAGAAUUAAAGGAAGCCAUUUUAAAUGGUUGUUUGACAGCUCUUCAAAUGGGAGGUCCUAUUUUGGGUUUCCCAUUGCAUUCAACAUUGGUUACUGUAAACCGCUGGAAUGUACCUGUGGAGGUAGCUCAAGAACAAGCUUUGAAUUUGAUGAAUGCUUCGCGUCAAGCAGUUCAGUCUCUCAAAGAUGAAAAAAAAGACUUUUCUAUACUUGAGCCUAUAAUGAGCACAAAAGUGUAUGUGGAUUCCAAUGACUUAGGUGAAGUGUCACAUGAUUUGACUCAAAGGUGUAAAGCCAUGAUUGUUGAAAUACAGGACCAGUCCACUCAAAACUUGGAAACUGCUGCGUGGGCCAAAGAUGAAGCGGCAAAAGUAUAUGUACCACCGGAUUAUACUAUAAAGAAAAAUGUCAGCAAGUUUGACGAUAUUGCCAAUAAGAAGAUUAUUGUUGCUGAAACUCCGUUGAGAGAAAUGAUCGGUUAUUUAUCCAAGUUAAGAGCAUUGACACGAGGUAGAGCAACAUUUGAUAUGACUUUAAUUGGAAUGAGACGUGCAGUGGGCAAUAGAGUGGACUCCAUUGUUGAAGAAUAUAAAUUUUAA